CAUGAUUCUUAGAUUAAUCUACCCAUUUAAACCUUGAGAACUGAAUAAGUGCAUUUCCAUUGGCCGAUGAUAAACAGUCGAAACCGAACCGAAGAGUCCAUGAACGUCUAGGAUCUAUUCCUCCUUGUUCCUGGAGAAUGACGUUUGUCGAGAACCCCAAACCCAUAAUUUUGCACGUGAAAGGGCGUCUCCCGCCAUGCCCGACACACCUGCUUCACCGACACACCUUGCCAAGGAGAAAAUGAAUCCUUGGAAUCGGAUUUGCGUUGCUCUAAUUGCGACUAUCGGCAUGGCAGUUGAUGUAGCGCUGUUCUGGAAAUAUAAACUCCUGUCGUGGUGGAGAUCUAAGUCCCCGAAAGCAACUCUUUUACAUUGUUUGGCGACAGCUUUGUCGUUUGAAGAUUGGGAGGAGGCUGCGUUCCAACUCGACGAGCUGCUGAGCACUGAUCUAUGGCGGCAAAACCCUGUUAGUCGGCACUAUGACUAUCGUCUCAUCUUAGGAAGACUGGAGUCUUUGAUGAGUGCCAGAGAAGAUGAGGAUAUUCUGACUCUAGCCAAUCUUCUUCGAUCUGGGUUGGUUCGUAAUUUGGGUAACAUCACCUCGCUCAAGCUGUUUGUUCACGCUUACGCGGGUACAAAGCUACUUAUCGACGACUACAUAACACAGGUGGCCCUCUCGAUCCAACAUGUUUCCUCGCUGCAGACAGUCCCUAGCUACGAGGGUGGGUUUACCUCCCAGGCAAAGCUGGAGCUGCUGCAUGACACCCGCCAGGCCUUUGGGCGCUCGACUCUGCUCUUGCAAGGGGGAUCCAUCUUUGGCUUGUGCCACCUGGGUGUGGUGAAAGCGCUGCACCUCCAAGGUCUCCUACCGCGGAUUAUCACGGGGACCGCUACGGGAGCUCUGAUAGCUGCCCUCGUCGGAGUUCACACUGAAAAUGAAUUACUGACGUUCCUGAACGGCGAUGGAAUCGAUCUGACUGCCUUUGAAAAAAGACGUAGAACCAGGAUCGCCGCGGAAAGCCACAACGCAGAAGAUGGGUGGUUCGCGACUUUAUAUAGACGUAUGAGUCGGUACGUCCAGAAGGGGUACUUCUUUGACGUGGAAGUGCUGGAGGAAUGUGUCCGAGCCAAUGUUGGAGACCUCACGUUUGAGGAGGCCUAUGCACGGUCGAAACGCGUCCUGAAUAUCACCGUGGCCACAUUGAGCAAGAACGGAUCGCCCAGCCUGCUAAACUAUCUGACAGCCCCGAAUGUGUUGAUAUGGUCAGCGGCUCUAGCAUCCAACGGGUCAUCUUCAUCGCUGUAUUCUCCUGUGACGAUCUAUUGCAAAGACGAGACAGGCUCGAUCGUUCCCUGGCCGCACUCUCAGGAGGCUACGUUCAAGUCCUGGAGACAUAUCCAUUACAAAGAAGGAGAAUCGCCACUUUCACGUAUCGCUGAGCUCUUCAACGUCAACCAUUUCAUUGUAUCCCAGGCCCGGCCAUACCUGAUCCCGUUUCUCCAGUCGGAACUCAACCUCCUUGACCGGCGACAAGUCGACCACUGGAACCUCUCGCGGUCCCUGAUGCGCUUGGUGAUGAUUGAAAUCCGCCACCGCCUGAAACAACUGGACUACUUGGGUCUGCUGCCUAGCACUCUCGCCAAAAUCCUCAUCGAGGAGACCAUCCCGGGGCCUAACCUGACGCUGAUCCCGGAUCUUGCACUAAAGGACUUUGCCAAGCUCUUCCAGAACCCGACGCGGGAAAGCCUCUCCAACUGGAUUCUCAAGGGCGAGCGAGGGGUCUGGCCGGCGGUCGAGGCUCUUAAGGUGCGCUGUGCGGUGGAAAUCGAGCUGGACAAGGGGUACCAGAUGGUACGGCGGCGCCGGCCAAGCGACCAGCAGCCGCAAUCGCCUCUGGCUAAUAUGGCGGGACAGCGGCGAGCGGCGAACGAAAGUCUUCGGCGACGACGGCGAGCGAGCGCGGAUUCAGGGAGUAUUGGAAAGAUCUGAGGAUUGUUUUAUCUUGAGCAACGCUUAUAUACAAAGUCAUGGAGACAUGAACAGAUAAUCCUAAGACUCGAGUAGAGAUUCUCAGGCUGGUAUAUCAUGUAGUCAUAUGACGGGAGUAGGAUCUACGCAAUAGAUCACCCAUCCAUAAACCUAUAAUCUC
This is a messenger RNA of Penicilliopsis zonata CBS 506.65, 2150 nucleotides long. RefSeq lists its product as hypothetical. Gene Ontology annotation, biological process: lipid metabolic process. Gene Ontology annotation, molecular function: triacylglycerol lipase activity. The record is from RefSeq and is a predicted model, not a curated record. NCBI's taxonomy places the organism in Eukaryota, Fungi, Ascomycota, Eurotiomycetes, Eurotiales, Aspergillaceae. Bases 197 to 1990 code for a protein of 597 amino acids. The transcript is spliced from 4 exons.